AGUGCUGAAGAGCUCUGAGGAGCAGCCGGUGUCCCCAGAAGGUCCGGCGGCUUUGAGUGACUACGAUUUAAGCAAGCCCCCCGAAAUGGAAACCGUGGGUGGUGCGGAAGCCGCAGACAAGGAGCAGGCAGACGCGGGAGGUGAGCCGUGGUGCGCAGACCGCAGCCUGCCGGGUGCAGACAAUUCAGUGAAAGUGGAGGAUGAAUACAGUGAAAGGGAGGAGAGUGUAUUAAAGCCAGAGCCCCUGGGAAAUAUGGAGGAGCCUGAAACCCCGUACAGCUACGCAAGAGAAUACGGUGAAUACGAGAACGUGAAGCUGGAGAGACACGCUGCCUCCUACGACGGCGGCAGGCCAGCUGGAGGCAAGAUGAGCUGCGACGUGUGUGGGUUAUCCUGCAUCAGCUUCAAUGUCCUAAUGGUUCACAAGCGGAGCCACACUGGUGAACGCCCAUUCCAGUGUAAUCAGUGCGGGGCAUCUUUUACUCAGAAAGGUAAUCUCCUCCGCCACAUUAAGCUGCACACAGGGGAAAAACCUUUCAAGUGUCACCUCUGCAGCUACGCGUGCCAAAGGAGAGAUGCACUCACAGGGCACCUCAGGACACAUUCUGUGGAGAAGCCCUACAAAUGUGAGUUUUGCGGGAGGAGCUACAAGCAGAGAAGUUCCCUAGAGGAGCACAAGGAACGCUGCCGCACGUGUCUCCAGAGCUCCGACCUGGCGGAUGCGGCAAGUGCAGAGGCAAGACACAUCAAAGCAGAGAUGGGAAGUGAAAGAGCCCUGGUUCUGGACAGAUUAGCAAGCAAUGUGGCAAAACGAAAGAGCUCGAUGCCGCAGAAGUUCAUUGGGGAGAAGCGCCACUGCUUCGACGUGAGCUAUAACUCCAGCUACCUGUACGAGGACAGUGAGAUGAUGCAGACCCGCAUGGACCAAGCCAUCAACAGCGCCAUCGGCUACCUCGGUGCCGAAGCCCUACGCCCCCUGGUCCAGACACCGCCCGCGCCCCCGGCCUCCGAGAUGGUUCCGGUCAUCAGCAGCAUGUACCCCAUAGCCCUCACCCGGGCCGAGAUGCCCAAUGGUGCCCCCCAGGAGCUGGACAAGAAGAACAUCCCCCCGCCAGAGAAGAGCCUGCCUUCCGACAGAGCCCUCUCCCCCAACAACAGCGGCCACGACUCCACAGACACCGACAGCAACCACGAAGAACGCCAGAAUCACUUCUACCAACAGAACCACAUGGUCCUGCCCCGCGCCCGUAAUGGGGUGCCACUCCUGAAGGAGGCCCCGCGCGCCUACGAACUCCUCAAGCCCCCGCCACUCUGCCCAAGAGACUAUGUCAAGGUGGUUACCAAGGAUGGGGAGGUGACAGAUGUGUUCCGGUGUGACCACUGCCGCGUGCUCUUCCUGGAUUACGUGAUGUUCACCAUCCACAUGGGCUGCCACGGCUUCCGAGACCCCUUCGAGUGUAACAUGUGUGGGUACCGCAGCCAAGAUCGGUACGAGUUCUCGUCUCACAUCGCCAGGGGCGAGCACAGGGCCAUACUCAAGUAGGGUCUGGCCAGGCUGAGGCGCUCCCCAGGGACUGCACACCCUGUUAAUGGCCUCCAAGUCCAGGAUUCCUUCUACACCAUUCUUAAUAAGCAGAGAAACACUGUCCAU
Messenger RNA from Octodon degus (degu), 1651 nucleotides. RefSeq names its product IKAROS family zinc finger 3 (gene Ikzf3). Lineage: Eukaryota; Metazoa; Chordata; Mammalia; Rodentia; Octodontidae. Gene Ontology annotation, biological process: regulation of transcription by RNA polymerase II. Gene Ontology annotation, molecular function: RNA polymerase II cis-regulatory region sequence-specific DNA binding; DNA-binding transcription factor activity. Bases 86 to 1543 code for a protein of 485 amino acids. The record is from RefSeq and is a predicted model, not a curated record. Gene Ontology annotation, cellular component: nucleus. The transcript has 7 exons.